Messenger RNA from Didymella exigua CBS 183.55, 1296 nucleotides. Its product is annotated as DUF1688 domain-containing protein. NCBI's taxonomy places the organism in Eukaryota, Fungi, Ascomycota, Dothideomycetes, Pleosporales, Didymellaceae. Bases 1 to 1296 code for a protein of 431 amino acids. The record is from RefSeq and is a predicted model, not a curated record. The transcript is spliced from 4 exons.
AUGGACUCUACCGUCAAAUACCUGCUCUCGCUGGGUGCCAUUAGGGACCGUGCCAAAAUCGUCGGACAGGCCGCAAAGGACGGGAACCUCAAUCACUUCGAUAUUAAUGAGGGCAAGCUGGACGAUGUUGCGGACUUCGUGACAUCUGUCAUCAAGCGUGACUACGGCCCGGACAAGUUUCACACCAUCCCACCACACGGACGCUGGCAGCAUUUCGAGGUCGGCAAUGUACCUAGGAUUGCCGAUCUACUCGAGGACUGGAAGAAGUUUGGCAGCGAUGACAAGGAGCUCACGAGACGGCUUAUUGACCUCUUCUUUGUAUCGGUUCUCCUGGAUGCCGGUGCUGGCGACCACUGGGAAUACGUUGAGCCCGGCACAGAACGAUCGUACGAGCGAAGUGAGGGUAUCGCUGUGGCCAGUCUGUAUAUGUUCCUUGGAGGCGGAUACACGGGCGAGGAAGGUAGCCUUCCGCUUGUAGAUGGCAAAGGAUUGGCUCAACUGUCGACCAAGGCGCUCGCCAAAGGUUUACAAGUCACAGACAGCAACCCCAUGUUAGGAGUUGAGUCCAGAGCCAAUCUGCUUAGAGAGUUAGGUAAAUCACUUCUCGCACACCCUGACAUCUUUGGUGACACAGGCCGUCCAGGAAACGCCGUUGAUUACUUAUUGAAGUCCGCUAGCGACUCCUCAACUCUCGAUAUCCUCAGUUUCUGGGACCUCCUGCAGACUCUGCUCAUUCCGAUCUGGCCACAAGAUCGCACAACAAUCAAUGGCGCACCCAUAGGCGAUGCUUGGCCACUCAGUGCAUUAGCAAAGCAAGGCGGCAGUUCGUUUGAUCACAACAAAGUCGAUCCUGGGCUCAUACAGCCGUUCCACAAGCUGACACAGUGGCUUACUUACUCUCUGAUGGUCCCAUUCCAGCGCAUCCUCAAUGUCAAGUGGAUCAACGCCGAAUCACUGACAGCACUGCCCGAGUACCGUAACGGAGGCCUAUUCGUGGACAUGGGCGUGCUCUCACUCAAGGAAGCCACCCUCAAUGCAGGCCUGAGGGCAUCUGAAGGGUCCCUUCCUUCAUUUGCGGCUGGCGACGAUGUAAUAGUCGAGUGGCGAGCUAUGACGCUUGUGCUGAUCGACAAACUGUAUCCCAUGAUCUUGUCUCGAAUGGAUGGUGCACAGCUAAGUAUGGCGCAGCUCCUUGAGGCUGGAACCUGGAAGUCCGGUAGAGAGACGGCUGCGAAGCUUCGACCAGCGACGAAGUCGAGUCCAAUCAUCAUUCAGAGUGACGGCACUGUCUUUUGA